Messenger RNA from Rotaria sp. Silwood2, 360 nucleotides. NCBI's taxonomy places the organism in Eukaryota, Metazoa, Rotifera, Eurotatoria, Philodinida, Philodinidae. The record is from the annotation of a GenBank genome assembly.
AUGCGAUUACUUUGGUUUUAUACACUUGCUUUAGUGUUGAUCUUUGCAUUUGCUUUUCAGCAAGUCAACGGUAGUUCCAAUAAAAAAAAAGAUGGUGGAAAAAAAGAAAUAAGUCCUCAACCUGCUGGUCCACCUGGUCGUUUACCACCAAAUCAGCCAACUGGUGGCCAUGAUAGCAGAUCUCCUUCCAAAAAUCCAUCAGUAUCACCUAAUCGUGAUAGUUCAAGUGGCCGUAGCUCAUCAUCAGGUCACAAGGAUGGAAAACAUAAACAUGGAAAAGGUGGUAAAGAUCAACACAAGAAGGAUGGCAAAGGUAAACAUAAGAAACAUCACGGUGGCAAAAAACAUCAAAAGAGUUAA